Molecule: messenger RNA, 2937 nt
Organism: Pangasianodon hypophthalmus (striped catfish)
Lineage: Eukaryota; Metazoa; Chordata; Actinopteri; Siluriformes; Pangasiidae
Gene: wdr45
Product: WD repeat domain 45
Exons: 10
Coding region: 164-1249 (361 amino acids)
Biological process (GO): nucleophagy; protein lipidation; protein localization to phagophore assembly site
Cellular component (GO): cytosol; phagophore assembly site membrane; extrinsic component of membrane
Molecular function (GO): phosphatidylinositol-3-phosphate binding; protein binding; phosphatidylinositol-3,5-bisphosphate binding
Source: RefSeq, a predicted model, not a curated record
UCAGACAUCAACGAUCACGUGACUACGGCAAACCUAUGCAAGCAUCAGCACACUGCUUUGGUAAACAACCGUAUUUUUCAACACAAGCGCCAAGGUUUUAGCGUUACAUCACUAGCAGCUACAUUUAGCUUCCUGUACGGAGAUCAUAAACCCCUACAUAAGCAUGGCACAGCAGCGGGGAGUCAACAGCCUGCAGUUCAAUCAAGACCAAAGUGAGUUACGUUGUUUCUGUUGUGCCAUGGAGACUGGAGUUCGAAUUUACAAUGUGGAACCCCUCAUGGAAAAAGGACACCUAGACCAUGAACAGGUUGGCAGCAUUAAUCAUUGUUCCAUGCUACAUCGUUCAAACCUCUUGGCUGUGGUGGGUGGGGGUGUUAACCCCAAGUUUUCAGAGAUAUCUGUUUUAAUCUGGGAUGAUGCUCAUGAGGUCAGAGAUGCCAAGGAUAAAUUAGUCCUAGAGUUCACAUUCACAAAGCCAGUUCUGUCGGUGCGCAUGAGGCAUGACAAAAUCAUCAUUGUCUUGAAGAACAGGAUCUAUGUAUAUAGUUUCCCAGACAACCCUGUGAAACUCUUUGAAUUUGACACUCGAGAUAAUCCAAAAGGUCUAUGUGAUAUGUGUCCAAGUUUGGAGAAGCAAUUACUGGUCUUCCCUGGACACAAAUGUGGUAGUUUACAGUUGGUGGACCUUUCUAACACAAAACCUGGUACAUCAUCUGCACCAUUCACUAUCAAUGCUCAUCAGAGUGAAAUAGCCUGCUUGGCUCUGAACCAGCCUGGCAGUGUGGUAGCCUCUGCAUCACAGAAGGGUACUUUGAUCCGACUGUUUGACACUACUACACGCGAUAAACUAGUGGAGCUACGAAGAGGAACUGAUCCUGCCACAUUAUACUGCAUCAACUUCAGCCAUGACUCGUCCUUCCUGUGUGCUUCUAGUGACAAAGGCACUGUUCACAUUUUUGCACUGAAGGAUACCAGACUGAAUCGGCGCUCUGCUUUGGCUCGGGUAGGAAAAGUUGGGCCAGUUAUUGGACAGUAUGUAGACAGUCAGUGGUCUCUGGCCAGUUUUACUGUGCCAGCUGAAUGUGCUUGCAUUUGUGCUUUUGGGAAAAACACUUCCAAAAAUGUCAACUCUGUCAUUGCUAUCUGUGUUGAUGGAACAUUCCAUAAAUAUGUCUUCACCUAUGAUGGAAACUGUAACCGGGAGGCUUUUGAUGUGUAUCUCGACAUCUGUGAUGAUGAUGAUUUCUAAGGAGGAAGUUGACAUUGUGUUUAAUUUAUUAAGCUUCAAUUUUAAAUGUUUAAUGGUUUAUAUACAAAAAAGAGAAAAAAAAAAAGAAAAUUGUGCUUGCUAUACCUAAACUUCACUAAGCCUUAAGUAUAGUUGUAGAUUGUCUUUUAGGGUUACGGAAAUCGACUGUGUAAGCAAAUCUAAGGCAUUUUGUGCAAAGUGAACAAAAAUGAUUUCUAAACCAUUUUUCUGUGGUGAGUAAUAAUACAGUGCAAUUAUUAAACCAAAAUUUUGCACCUUUUUUUUUACGCUAUCCCUAGUGCAGCCAUUAUGCUAUGCUGAGGACCAUCAUUUAUUCAAGGAGAAUACACUGUGUUCCUCUAAAAGAAUAUGAAUCAUUAUAUACAGUGGAUAUAAAAAGUCUAUGUACUGUUAAAAUUGCAGGUUUUUGUGAUGUAAAAAAAUGAAACCAAGAUAAAUCAUGUCAGAUCAUUUUCUAGUUUUAAUGUGAUGUAGCAAGCAACAAAAUUCAAGUGAAAAACAAAUACAAAAGGUUUAGGGAAAAAAACUUAGAAUAACCUGGUUGCACACCCUUUUAUAAUGGGGCUCAUAAUUAACCAAUCAUAGUCAAGCUCGUGUUCAGUAAUUAUCAUACACCUGUCAUCAGUAAAGUGAUUCUGAUUAAGCCCGGAUAAAGAUCAGCUGUUUCUGUAGGAUUUUCUUGACUUCUUGGUUUCAUACUACUGCUGAAGCCAUGGUCAACAAAGAGCUUACAAAGAAUACAGUAUAUGGGAUCAUUGUUGAAAGGUAUCAGUCAGGAGAGGGGUACAAAAGAAUUUCCAAAACAUUAGAUGUACCAUGCAACAUCAUGAAUGCCAUCAUCAACAAGUGGAGAAAAUGGGGCACCACAGAACAGGAUGCCCCUCCAAAACUGAUGAAAGAACAAGAAGAAAACUUAUCAGGGAGGCUGUUAAGAGACCUACAGACCUACCUUGAAGGACCUGUAGGAAUAUCUGGCAAGUACCGAUUUUCACAAUUUUGUUGGUUGCUGCAUCACAUUAAAGGUGGAAAAAGAUCUGAUAUGGUUUAUCUUGGUUUCAUUUUAUAACAUAAAAAAAUUGAAUGUGUAAAUGUAUGUAGGCUUUUUAUAUGCUUUUUACAGCUUUGAGUCAUCUUGGGUAAAUCUCUACAAGCUUUGCACACCUAGAUUUGGGCAAUGUCUCCCAUUCUUCCUGGAAGAUCCUCUCAAGUUAAUAAGACUGAGUGGAGAACGUCUGUGAACUGGCAUCUUCAGGUCUCGCCACAUCCUAUUGGGUUCAAGUCUGGGUUUUGGCUGGGCCAGGGACAUACUGACAUUUAGGAUAGUGCACUCCUGUUAUUUUUGCUAAUUUUAUUUUUAAAAUCUGCAUUGUCAGAUAGAAUGCACACUGUGGGUGAUUGUAAUUCUAAUAUUUGACUUAUUAAUAUUUAACCAUGAUUAACUUUGUCACUGAACAAGAUGCAUGACCUCUUAUUGGCACAGGUGCAACUUCUUAUGUAAUUCUUAUGUAAGGAAUAAUGUUAUUCUAAUAUGUGGUAACAUAAAAUUAAUCCACACUUUUUGACCAGUCACAUUCGAGAAUGCAACUGUGUUGUGGUAUAAAAUCUUAUAACUUUAUAACAUGUUCAUAAACUGUAUAAAUGUUUAUUAAAUAUAUAAAUGGUGUGAA